AAGGACAUGCAUCUCCUGGGACAAAGGCGUCUCAUCAGACCACGAACUGCCUAGAGGGACCCAACUCUGUGCUAGCAAUGGCUUCUCAGCAACCGAUCACAGUCCAGCCACAGUGUCCAGUGGCCCAAAGGCCAGGCGAGUGGCAGUCAGGGCUGAUGGACUGCUGCUCCGACUGUAACGUGUGUCUUUGUGGAACCUUCUGCUUCCCCUGCCUGGGGUGCCAAGUGGCUGAGGACAUGAAUGAGUGCUGCAUGUGUGGCCCCAGCGUGGCCAUGAGGACACUCUACCGCACCAGAUAUAACAUCCCGGGCUCCAUUCUGGGUGACUGUGCCUCCACCGUGUUCUGCCCUUCGUGUGCUCUCUGCCAGCUGAAGAGAGACAUCAACCAGAGAAAGGAGCUGGGCAUAUUCUCGUAA
Messenger RNA from Melopsittacus undulatus (budgerigar), 416 nucleotides. RefSeq names its product placenta associated 8 (gene PLAC8). Gene Ontology annotation, biological process: positive regulation of transcription by RNA polymerase II. Lineage: Eukaryota; Metazoa; Chordata; Aves; Psittaciformes; Psittaculidae. The record is from RefSeq and is a predicted model, not a curated record. The transcript has 4 exons. The coding region runs from base 78 to 416 and encodes 112 amino acids.